Molecule: messenger RNA, 4358 nt
Organism: Osmerus eperlanus (European smelt)
Lineage: Eukaryota; Metazoa; Chordata; Actinopteri; Osmeriformes; Osmeridae
Product: probable C-C chemokine receptor type 3
Exons: 1
Coding region: 1462-2484 (340 amino acids)
Biological process (GO): immune response; cell chemotaxis; calcium-mediated signaling
Cellular component (GO): external side of plasma membrane; membrane
Molecular function (GO): C-C chemokine receptor activity; C-C chemokine binding
Source: RefSeq, a predicted model, not a curated record
UUCAAAUACAUCACUUCUACUGUGAGCAGAGAAACAACUGAAUACGGUGUAAGUCACAUAUCUUCACUUCUUUUAGUGUGGUGUGUGUGGUGGGUGUUUGCCAGUGUAUGUGGUAUGUGUUUGUGACUGUGUGUGUGUGUGGUAUGUGUUUGUGACUGUGUGUGUGUGUGGUAUGUGUUUGUGACUGUGUGUGUGUGUGGUAUGUGUUUGUGACUGUGUGUGGUAUGUGUUUGUAACUGUGUGUGUGAUACGUAUGUGUUUGUAACUGUGUGUGGUAUGUGUUUGUAACUGUGUGUGUGGUAUGUGUUUGUAACUGUGUGUGUGUGUGGUAUUUAUUUGUGACUGUGUGUGUGUGUGUGUGUGUGUGGUUGUGAACCGCGGACACGGGGUCCUGCAGGUGUAACUUCAGGAGUUAGGGCUAGGGUUAGAGUAUGUGGUGAAGGUGACAGCACAGGGAGGGUACAGCAGAGAAACAUGUUAGAGUUUGGUCACAAACACAAGCCACAGCUCCUGGUUACACAUGUGAGCAGAUCAAUCUGCUGAAGUUAUUUAUAUAUACACACUGAAAACACUAUUCAGGAGCUGAAAAGCACUUUAAAGCAAUAAAAAAAACAAAUGUCUCCUAAACUGAAUAUAAUGCCUAAAUCUUGUCAGUAGUAUGUGGAAAGCAUACAGUAGCUGUAUUGAGUCAGUGUGAACUGUUUAAGGCUGGUAUUUAGGCAGUGAGCUACUACAGUAAACAUUUUUUGGGACUGAAUACUAUCACAUUACAACAGUAAAAGUUCCUGGGAAACCUUUCACUUAGUUGGGAUAACAGUGCAAAUGAACUGACAACGUUAUUCAGGAGCUGAAAACAUUUGAAUGCCAAAAAACUCCAAAACAGAAUCUAAAGCCCAAAUCUUAUCAGUAGUGUGUGGACAUUGGACAGGAUACAAUAUGCAUGCAUUGAGUCAGUGUGACCUGUUGAAACAAUCAUAGUUGCUGCGAACUCUUUCACCCAGUUAGGACAUGGAUAACAGUGUAUAAAAUAACUUAUCUACCCCUCCUAGGAUGCGGAGGGGUAAGAAGAGUAUUGCCAGAUGCUAAGCAGUCCUUCUAAUGCGAUUUAAGGGAAUUUUCAAACCAUUUCCUGGAAGACGUCUGAACUCUGAGCCUAUUGUUUAGGGAGUUUUGAAUGUCACUUUUUGUCUCGGUUUUAGUCAUCAUUAGACAUCAAGUACACUUCAUAAGGGCAGGGAAUGUGCAUGUUGUUCUUUUUGCUUAUCAGAGAGCUGUGAUCGAUCCAGGUUGGGAUUUAGCGGGCCUUCAAGGGAGAUUCAUGAAAAUAUCUAUCAUGCACAAAGAGACGAAUGGCUUCAGAACUGGGUCACAAUAUUCAUGUUAUGAAACUGAAAUGAAUGUCUCAGCUUUACACUUGUAUGCUAUCUUUCACCACAACCUUGACAUGUUUUAACCGUUUAAAUGCGAUCUUUCUCCUCACCACAACACAAGAUGUUCACCACCGAGGACUAUGACUACUCCACCUACUCCUGUGACACCAAUCCCGGCCUGGUGCAGGGUUCCUACCAGAUGCUCCUCUAUCUGUUGUUCUUUCUGGGACUGAUGGGGAACGUCACCGUUCUCUGGGUUCUCAUCCGCUACAUCAAACUCAAGUCCAUGACGGACGUGUGUCUGCUGAACCUGGCUCUGUCAGACCUGGUCGUUGUCCUCACGCUGCCUCUCUGGGCCUCCCUGCAGCAGCAGUAUUCUGGGGACUGGCUGUGCAAGGUGAUGUCCGGUGCGUACCAGCUGGGCCUCUACAGCGGCACCUUUUUUGUGACUCUGAUGAGCGUGGAUCGCUACCUGGCAAUCGUCCACGCUGUGGCGGCCAUGAGAGCGAGGAGCCUGCGCUACGGGACCGUGGCGAGCGUCGUCAUCUGGGCUCUGUCUCUGGCCGCGGCGCUGCCGCAGGCCGUCUUCGCACAACUCGAAGACGAGGACGGCGCCUUCAGUUGUCAGACGCACUACCCAGAAAACGUGGCGACGUCGUGGAAAAUGUACCACAACUUUACCGAAAACGUAGUGAGCCUGUUCAUUUGCCUGCCUGUUAUGGUGUACUGCUACGUUUGCAUUCUGGUUGUGUUACUGAGGUUACGUAACUCCAAAAAGGACAGGGCCAUGAAGCUCAUCCUCGGGAUAGUUUGUAUGUUUGUAAUCUGUUGGGUGCCGUACAACGUCGCGGUGUUUCUGAAAACACUGCAGAUGUUCAACAUAGGUAGCAGCUGUGAAAUGGAAGUGCGGGUGAAUGCGGCUUUACAGGUGACACAGAUCAUCGCUCUGACCCACUGCUGUGUCAAUCCAGUCAUCUAUGCGUUUGUCGGAGAAAAAUUUAGAAAUUGCCUCCGUCUCGUGUUAUCUAAAAAUCUGUUCUGUAAGCGCUUGGUCCGACACACCGCCACUCUGAGCCGAGGGUCGGAAAAUGAGACUUCAAACACGCCUGUAUGAUGGAGCUGUUCAGAUGAAGUUUUGGACUGUACUUUAGGGAAGGAGGGAAAAUGUGCUUAUGUUAUGUUAGCCUACAUAACAUUCUGUGGAGUAAAAUUGUGGGUCAGCAAUAACCUUUUUCUUCAAAGGUUCUUCAGAUUGUAUGCUUGAGUAACCAAUGUAGGCUAGGCAAACAACACAGCUCAAAGUGAACACAAGGUGUAAUACAGUCACAAAUACAUGAAGACAUUUGCAUCAACACAUUUCAAACUCAAAUAGGUACAACAGAUGCCAUGCGUUUUUUUGAUCUUUUACAAAUCAUGAACCUAAACUGACAUUUACAUAAACGCUUUUUACAUUGCAAAUAAAUAAAGGCCAAGGCUACUCAGGCCUACCCGAGUAUUCUCUUGUUUGUAACUGUCAAGGAUAUCCUGCAUUGCUUUCUCUCUGAAAUUAUACACGGAGGCCUAUACUGUUCUUGGUAAAAACACAUUGUUCCUAAUUCUGACCUCCAAAAUACUGUUAAAACUUCCGAUCCUUAAUUUUCGACUGUAGGGUCUACUUUAUGUGCCCUGUUUGGACGGCGAUAAAAGCGCCUGCCAGAAAACAUUUGUAAUGAGAGAAACCCUUCACCCAAACACCCUCUGCAGAUUACCUCCGACUUAAGCACAGGUUUCUCUGGGGCCGAUUUGCACUGACGUUGGAAGCUAUAGUCCAGAGCUCACCGAUAAUUAAUUGAUAAAUCAAUCAACCAAUCAAACUGUAUUUAUAAGUCAGACAUCAAAUACAUCUCCAAGUGCUGAACAUACAAAAGAAGGAAAGAACAUGAGUUGUAGCAAAACAUUGAAUGCGAUGCUGCUGAUAUACACUGUAGUGUGAAUGCGGUCAGACAGGAAAUGAUUGAGUGGUUGGCUUGGCAGGCCACCUAGAUAAGUGAAGAUCCGGAAACACAGUGUUAUCUGUCUGCUACAGUUUGCCAAAGGUGAAGAAUAUUUAUAUUCCAUGAUGAUAACCACUCAAUAUAAUCAAUUCAGGACAAAUCCAAUGACUAUGGAAUUGUGGUCACGAUUUUGCAGCCACGUUCUUAAAAUGAAAAUGCAUUUCUGGAAAUGCAUUUUAAUUUUCAAAUUUUACAUUUCAAAUUGAAUUUUGGUAUCUAUUUGCUGGGGCAUGUUUUGAAAAUUAAAUCUCAAAUGUCUAUUUCUUUUUCAUUUUAAUUAAGUGAAAGAUUGAGCACUCUUGAAGAAGAAAAUUAAAAUGCAAAUAGGAUGAUUGAUUACUAAUUUCAUUUAUGAGUCAAAUAAUGCAGCCACAUUCUUAAAAUGCAAAUGCAUUUCUGGAAAUGCAUUUGAAUUUUGGUAACGAUUUGCUUCCAUAAAUGAUAAACCUUUCACUUGUAAUCUUUAACAAAAGCACCAGACAAGUCCCCGAAUCUGAAACCUUUCUUGGUGUGUCAACAUUUCUGUUGCAGCCACUGGCUGGAAUACCUGACAUAACUCUCUGAAACAGCCUGUUUGCCAUUAAAGGUUCAAUCAAGAAUGUAGUCACAGACACAGACACAUGUUUUCACACCUACUGAACUAUUUCCUGUCCACAUGUUCUUUUUGAGAUGUUUCACUUUGUUUGUAUCCCCUAAUGCUUUGCUGUGGGUAUGUCAUGUGUUUGUGUGUGUCCUAGUCUCCUAUAUACUGCCUCGUGUCCUCCAUGUGACUCUCCCUCUAGGUUUUCGGUUGCAGCCUGUUACCUCCUUGUGACUUCUUUAAUGUCUUGGCAUGUUGUUACUGUUGUGUACGUUAAAAGCCUUUUUUAAAUGUGUUUUUUAAAAUCUUGCAGCCCUUUUUUCAUCUUCCUCUCAAGUUGCCAGGCUGCCUUUGUAAAUAAUAAAGUGUCCUUAA